Messenger RNA from Camelina sativa (false flax), 1292 nucleotides. RefSeq names its product F-box protein PP2-B10-like. NCBI's taxonomy places the organism in Eukaryota, Viridiplantae, Streptophyta, Magnoliopsida, Brassicales, Brassicaceae. The record is from RefSeq and is a predicted model, not a curated record. Gene Ontology annotation, molecular function: protein binding.
AAUAUAACAAUAAUUUUUAUUAUUAUAUUAAAAUAUUAAUCUGUCCUUAAAACACGGGAUAUCUCCAAGCAUCUAUGUAAAUCGGUUUCAUGCUGUGGACGAGCGGUUGGAUGAUUUGGUUUAUGUUUUUGUGUUGUCUAGCUUUUCUUGUUUGUGGUUGUUUUUUCUUUCUCCUCUCUCUCUUUUUCUUUAAUUGGGCUUCUCUAGUGUAUAAAGGCCCAUUUGAGACUAUGACCAGAAAAGCAAAAAACGAAGGAGUGUGAAGUGGACGGGUGCAACGAAGGGUCAUUCUCGUAGACGCUUUAAAAACGAAGUGUGAGUUAAAAAAAAACUCUCAUCCCCGACUCGACGGAGACAGACAGCAACGAUGAUACAGUUAAGGAAACUGUUGGAGAAAAAUCCAAGUGAAAGUAGCGGAAGAUGUAAGAUUGAUUCUGGUUCUUCUUCUUCUUCUUCUUCUUCUCCUUUCAAUUGGUUGCCUGAGGAAUGCAUUUCAAGCAUAAUCUCCUUCACAAGUCCUGAAGACGCCUGCGUCAGUGCUGUGGUUUCUAAAAUCUUUAAAUCGGCGGUGAAAUCAGAUAUCAUAUGGGAGAAGUUUAUCUCAGAAGAUUAUAAAUCUCUGAUUCCUCCGUCGCGAGUCUUCUCGUCCAAGAAAGAACUCUAUUUCUCCCUCUGCCACGAUCCUCUCCUAAUUGAAGAUGGCAAAAAGAGCAUAUGGUUAGAGAAAGCGAAUGGGAAGAGGUGUACCAUGUUAUCUCCGAUGAACUUCUUAAGCAUACAUAGUGAUACUCCUCCGCACCUCCACUGGUUUCCAAGUCAUGAAGCUAGAUUUGAAUUGGUAGCGGAGGUUCCCCAAACAUACAAGUUCGAGUUUCGUUGCAGAAUGAAUACUUGUGUCCUUUCUUCAAGAACACGUUACUCGGUCAACAUUGUGUUCAAGAAAGGGUUUGAGUGUUUUGGCUUUAAGAAUGUGGCUAUGAAGGCUGAAGUUUGGCUGGUGGGAGAUGAAGCCUAUAAAAGAUUAGUAUGCUUUGAUAUGUCUACUGGUGGGCGGAAGGACACGGUGAAACCCGUGGCGAGAGAAGAUGGGUGGAUGGAGGUAGAGAUUGGGGAAUUUUUCAAUGAAGGAGGGUUGUAUGGUGAUGAAAUUGUUGAGACGAGUAUUUUUGAAGGUACUAAAGCCCGCAAACGUGGUUUGAUCAUUCAAGGAAUUGAAAUUCGUCCUUCGAAAAUUCUCCCUGAGAGAAAACGCAUUGCUAUAUCUAUUUAGAGAAAAAAAAAAUUGGCGGUUU